This is a messenger RNA of Entrophospora candida, 794 nucleotides long. The record is from the annotation of a GenBank genome assembly. NCBI's taxonomy places the organism in Eukaryota, Fungi, Glomeromycota, Glomeromycetes, Entrophosporales, Entrophosporaceae.
CAAAAAAUAAUGUCAAAAGGCAUCAUAAAUACUCUGAAUGGUGUAUAACCAGAUUUUUAAAUGAAUGUGAAGAAGAGCCAUUUGAAAUAAAGAUUGAUCUUUACAUAAAGAGCCUCGAAGAUAUCGUUAAACAUGAAAAAGGUAAUAGGGCUGAAAAAUCUCAAACCCUUAUUGACAGAUAUAAAAAGGAAAGGGAUGGUAUGAUGAAUAAUUCUGGAGCAAUCAAUGGUGUGCUGGAGAAAAGAAAUCAGGAAGUGGAAGACCACAAGGUUCAGUCCAAAAAAACCAGAAAUGGAAGGAGUAUUCCAAACUAUUGUAAAUUUUUUGACGAAACAUCAGUUUCAGAUAUCAAAGUUGGAGAGAAUAAAGAGGAGCAACCUGAAAAUCCAUAUGAUAAAGAACCGAAAUGCAGAAGCACAACUUCACAAUUAAAUAACAACUUUGAUGAUCAUGAAAAGCAUCAAGAUUAUGGAGAAAAUGUAUCCAAUUAUGAAGAGUACUUUGAAGAAGAAAUUCCAGCUGAUAUGGUUUCAUCUGAAACUAUUGCAAGUUGGGUUUUGUCAAGUGACAUAUUGCUCUCUAGUUUUAAUUUCCUAAAUUCUAAUAUUGAUAUUUUUAGUCUGACCUACUUUUGGAUACUAGAUCUUUCUGGAGAGAAUAUUGAAGUUAAAAAUUUGCUCACAGAUGAAGAAUGGAAUGAAAUGACUCAAGAUUUUAAGAGCAAUGUUAAUUUAAAUGGUUUGGAAGACGAACAAGAGAGGCCUAUCUAUAAGCUGAUGAACAAAAUCGCCAAG